Lichtheimia ornata is the source of this 2538-nucleotide messenger RNA. RefSeq lists its product as uncharacterized. Gene Ontology annotation, biological process: microtubule nucleation; cytoplasmic microtubule organization; spindle assembly. NCBI's taxonomy places the organism in Eukaryota, Fungi, Mucoromycota, Mucoromycetes, Mucorales, Lichtheimiaceae. Gene Ontology annotation, cellular component: gamma-tubulin small complex; centrosome; equatorial microtubule organizing center. The record is from RefSeq and is a predicted model, not a curated record. Bases 1 to 2538 code for a protein of 845 amino acids. Gene Ontology annotation, molecular function: microtubule minus-end binding; gamma-tubulin binding. The transcript has 16 exons.
AUGAGCAUGCCCGAUUCGUUACGCGCACUAUUACAAGAAGGUCGAUACGGGGAUUCGGCUUCAUCGGCUUCCACUAGCAGACCAUCCCGCUUUGGGUCACCCUCGUUACCACAUGCAACAACAACGCCAACACCCCAUUCACCGUCGGCAGAUCUUGAUCGACAAACGGCACGCACGCUUUACAAAUUGACACAGCAAUUCAUUCCAGCUGACGAUCCCACCAAUGACGAGGAAUUCAACCAGGCAUAUGAGGAAUGUGCAAGGAUAUUGAACAAUAAUCCUUCACCCUCCAUUCUACAAGAUGAAAAUAGUAUCGCCAACAAUCUACGCCGAAAACUGUCGCAAGAUCCACGUGAUACAAGCAAAGCAUCACGAUUUGGACAUUUAUACAACAAGCUAUCCUCACAGACUGUAUUACGCAACAAAUGGGCUAUCCUGUACCUACUUUCACAGCUCAGCAAUCAAGAAGAGGGAACCAAUUUAAGGGAAUCAUCGCCAUCUAGCCCAGUGGGUCUCGCAAAUGUAUCAGCAUCCGCGCCACAACACAGCAUGAGACGGCCUUACGAGGAACGAAAUAUCCGGCGACGAUUGGCAAGUGAACAAGUGCCGUUGCAUGAUGGACAACCUCUUCCGCCAGCAAUCCAAUUAGCCAAAGCUCGUGAACAACUCGGCUAUUCGAAUGAGACAUUAUCAGAGUCAGCCAUUUUACGUGAUCUUAUUUUCAUCCUUCAAGGCAUUGAUGGCCAAUACAUCAAGUUUGAUCCAACCAUCAAUGAAUACGCUAUUGAUCAAAAGGUUUCUAUUUCACAACCAACGAGAGAUUUGAUCUAUCGAGUGACAGAAUUGGGAUGGCUUUACAAGAAUGUGCAAUCAUUUCUCAAAGCUCGGUUCAACAAUCCUCAAGCGGGGUUGGUGGGACAAGCAUUUUGCUAUGCGCUGCAACGUGAAUUGGUUGACUAUUACAAGCUCAUUGCUGUCCUCGAAGCCCAGAUCGACAAACAAAUGGCAGCUGAUAGCGAAGGCCACUCCGUCCCCACAGACCAAACAUUGACGCUUCGACGACUUUUGUUAUGGACUCGGGAGAGCUCUCAACGACUUCGACUCAUGAGUGUGAUGGUGGAUGUUUGUAAAGAACAAAAGGGUGGAGCGCUCGUAUCAACAAUGCACAAUUAUACCAUCCAUGGUGAUCCAUUCAUCAAGAAAUAUAUCAAAUCAAUGUUGCAAGAGGUUUCAAAGCCAUUUUAUGAAAUGCUGCAGCGAUGGAUUUAUGAAGGCGAGCUUGAUGAUCCCUACCGAGAAUUCUUUGUGGCGUGUGAUCCAACUGUACCUGAAGAUGAGCUAUGGCAAAGCAAAUACUCCAUACAUGAAGACAUGAUCCCUAGUUUCAUUUCCGGUGAAUUAGCGCAAAAGAUCUUUUUGAUCGGCAAAUCUUUGAACUUUAUGCGCUAUAGCUGUCAAGAAGACGCAUUUGGUCUAGCAUCUCCUCAAGCCGUCCAACCAUUUCGAUAUGGUGAUAUACCCGAGGUGGAACGCUCGAUUGAUGCUACCUACAGAGAAACCAGCAGAAGGCUUUUGGAUCUUUUAAAGACCAAAUACAAGUUGAUGGAUCAUUUGCGAGCUCUCAAGCGAUAUCUCUUAUUGGGACAAGGCGACUUUAUUCAGCAGCUGAUGGACAACCUUGGGCCUAAUUUGAACCGACCCGCCAAAACACUCUUUCGACACAACUUGACUGGUAUUUUGGAAACAGCUGUGCGUUCAUCCAAUGCCCAAUACGAUGAUCCAGAGGUGUUGAACCGACUCGAUGUGCGAUUGAUGGAGAUAUCGCCCGAAGAUCUCGGAUGGGAUGUAUUUACUUUGGAUUAUCAUUUGGACCCGCCUAUCAACACGGUGUUUACUCCCCAGGCCAUGCAUCAGUAUCUUCGGAUCUUCAACUUUUUAUGGCAACUGAAACGCGUUGAAUACACCUUGACAGCCAUUUGGCGACGGAGUAGUAUUGCUGCACGGACAUUUGCCGACGUGGAUGAAAUCAGGCACGAUCUCCAUCAGGCACAAAUGGCUAUCAGCCACAUGAUCCAUUUUAUCUACCAGCUACAGCACUAUUACUUGUUCGAGGUGCUUGAAUGCUCAUGGGAAAAACUGGCAGAUGAUAUCGAAAACAAGAGUAUCGAUUUGGAUGCAGUAAUCGAGGCGCAUGCACGAUAUCUCAAUCAGAUCACCGAAAAAGGAUUCUUGAGCGGUGCAAAGAAUCAAGCUCUCUCCAUGCAUCUCGCCGCCAUCUUUGAUACUAUCCUCAAUUACAAGACUAUCAUGGAUCAUUUACACAACUUUGGCGAUUCAGAGAUAUCUCGAGCUUCACGCGAUAUGGGAAAGCUGGAUAAGAUCCGUGUAAAGCGCACAGACACUGAAAAGAAGUUUGAGGCACAAGCAUUAGAGUUUUUAAGCGUACUACAAUCAUACCAUGACGAAGAUCUUCGCUCCUUAUCCACACGACUCAAUUACAAUGAUCAUUAUUCGUCAUCAUUAAUGGCUGUACCAUAA